Rotaria sp. Silwood1 is the source of this 612-nucleotide messenger RNA. Lineage: Eukaryota; Metazoa; Rotifera; Eurotatoria; Philodinida; Philodinidae. The record is from the annotation of a GenBank genome assembly.
AUGUCCAAAGCUUCUCAACGAGAUAUUAAUAUUCGAAGUGCAAUUGGUGCAAAUUUUGCCGGGAUAGGUCAUCAAGGUCUUGUAAAACUUUGUGGUGUUUUGAAUGUACCACCUCCUAUUGAUGAUGAUCAUUUUUCUCGUACUAUUAUACAUAUACUUCCGGUAUUUGAAUCACACAAGCUCAAUUCAAUGAAAAAUGCUAUAGAAGAAGCAUGUGGUGAAUCAAAUAAACGUGAAGAAUAUGAUCAUAAUAAGCAUAGUUUAUCAUUAGGCAUUAUGAAAGCAAUUCGACCGGUGUUUGAUGAAUUAGCUCACCCUGAUGCGCUAAAGAAAGUCAUUAAUGGUGGAUCUCAAAACAACAAUGAAAGCUUCCAUGCCGUUUUAUGGAGUUUAGCACCAGAGAAUCGAUAUACCACUGGUGUGGUUAUUGAUCUAUAUGCAGCAAUUGCUGUAUUAUCAUAUAAUGAAGGUGAUCAAUCAAUUUUACCAGUUAUAGCUGAAUUAACAGGCGGUGGUUGUGGUUUUUAUACAAAAUUUGCAAUGAGAAGACUUGAUGAACGUCGUGUAUAUUCCGAGCACAAACGAAAACAAACAGAAGAAAAAACAAAAUAA